Messenger RNA from Triticum turgidum subsp. durum (durum wheat), 3195 nucleotides. Lineage: Eukaryota; Viridiplantae; Streptophyta; Magnoliopsida; Poales; Poaceae. The record is from the annotation of a GenBank genome assembly.
AUGGAAAAUGUCAAGACAAAGCAUCCGCAGCUGCUGUAUGAGUCAAAGCUGUACAGAAUACUUCAAGGAGGAACUGGAAUCCCAAACGUCAAGUGGUUUGGUGUGGAGGGUGAUUACAAUGUUUUGGUGAUGGACUUGCUGGGCCCAAGCCUCGAGGAUCUUUUCAGUUUUUGCAACAGGAAGCUUUCUCUAAAAACUGUUUUGAUGCUUGCUGAUCAAAUGAUCAACCGUGUCGAAUUCGUCCAUUCCAAGUCUUUCUUGCAUAGAGAUAUCAAGCCGGACAAUUUUCUCAUGGGUCUUGGGAAAAGGGCAAAUCAGGUUUAUUGUAUAGAUUUUGGGCUUGCAAAGAAGUAUAGGGAUACAUCGACACACCAGCACAUUCCAUAUAGAGAGAACAAGAACUUGACAGGAACAGCAAGAUAUGCGAGUGUAAACACUCAUCUUGGAAUUGAACAAAGCAGGAGGGAUGACAUGGAAUCUCUUGGAUAUGUGCUGAUGUACUUCUUAAGAGGAAGUCUUCCAUGGCAGGGUCUGAAAGCUGGGAACAAGAAACAGAAGUAUGAGAAAAUCAGCGAAAGGAAAAUUGCCACUUCAACUGAGGUAGCGCCCUCUGUCGUGGAUAUCCUACUGAAUUUGCAUCUUAUUUCCAUUACUGCCGCUCACUGCGCUUUGAAGAUACGCCAGAUUAUCAGUAUCUCAAGAGAUUGUUCAGAGACCUUUUUAUUCGAGAGGGCCGCGGCAGCAGGACAAAGCUCUGGGAUGGCUCCCAUGGCAAAUAGACAGUCAGUCACUGAAGAAGGGAGGAGGAGCGGGUGGUCAGAUAUGGAUGGCAUGCGGCGCCAGGUUCCACCUCCAGCUAUAAAUGCAGGCAGCCUGGCCAAACAGAAGUCGCCAAUCAGACAUGACCAAUCCACCUCAAAAGAUGCUAUGUUCUCCAGUUCGACUUUGCUGGGACGGUCAAGCGGAUCCUCAAGGCGACCUGCUGUCUCUAGCAGCCGGGAGCCGAGCACGGACGCGGAGCAGACGCGCAGCCGCACGACUGACGCGAGCCCAGGGGCGUUCCAGCGGUCGUCCGCCCCGCGGUGGAGCCCGCAGGUUGGCGACUCGUCGGACAUGAGGGGCCGGUCGUCCUCGGGCAGGCACCAGUCGUCGAGCGCCAAGAACUACGAGUCCACGGCUGGAAGGCGGUCGUCGAGUGUGGUCUACAAUGAGCUAGUGAGUACAAGUGCUUUCAGGACACCUGCAAAUGGCACCGGCGGAGUUCUCAAGGCGCUGCAAGAGAGGUACCGAUCAAGCUACGUCGGUAGCUUCGCGCGCAGGCUACGAGACUUUGACACGCCAAGUGAUGCCUCCCUUCUUAAAGAGAUCUACAGAAGUAACCCAGAAAGGGUCGUGCAGAUCUUUGAGAGCCAGCCUUCCUUACAUAACAACUCUUCGGCUCUCUCCCAGUAUGUGAAGGCUCUUGUCGCUCUCGACAGGCUGGAUGAAAGCCCGCUGCUUAAGACAUUGCAGAGAGGAAUUGUCAAUUCAGCAAGGGAGGAAGAAGGGUUUAGUGGCAUCCCAGCAUUUCAAAGUGUUGGCCGUACGACGAAAGAUGGGGCUCUUGGUACUGCUGGUGCACCAAUUCACAUGGUUGCAUCAGAGACUGGCCAAUUCAAGGAGCAGCUUUGGCGUACCUUCCGAAGCAUUGCACUCACUUUCCUAGUAAUCUCCGGCAUCGGGGCUCUGAUUGAAGAUAGAGGAAUUAGUAAAGGCCUUGGAUUGCAUGAAGAGGUUCAGCCAAGCUUGGAUUCGAGCACAAAAUUCAGUGAUGUCAAGGGGGUUGAUGAAGCUAAAGCUGAACUCGAGGAAAUAGUUCACUACCUACGAGAUCCCAAGCGUUUCACACGCCUUGGUGGCAAGCUUCCAAAAGGUGUUCUACUUGUCGGCCCACCCGGGACAGGGAAAACCAUGUUGGCAAGGGCUAUCGCUGGGGAAGCUGGCGUUCCUUUCUUCUCCUGCAGCGGCAGUGAGUUUGAGGAGAUGUUUGUGGGUGUCGGGGCAAGAAGAGUGAGGGAUCUAUUCAGUGCAGCAAAGAAACGAUCUCCAUGUAUAAUUUUCAUUGAUGAAAUUGAUGCAAUUGGUGGGAGCAGAAACCCAAAAGAUCAACAGUAUAUGAAGAUGACCUUGAACCAGUUACUUGUUGAGCUGGAUGGCUUUAAGCAGAAUGAUGGGAUCAUUGUAAUUGCAGCAACAAACUUCCCCCAGUCACUAGAUAAAGCCCUUGUUAGGCCUGGGCGUUUUGACCGUCAUAUCGUGGUUCCUAACCCAGAUGUUGAGGGCCGACGGCAGAUCCUGGAGACUCAUAUGUCAAAGGUGUUAAAAGCAGACGAUGUGGAUUUGAUGACCAUUGCCAGGGGAACGCCUGGAUUCUCAGGUGCAGACCUUGCAAACCUGGUGAACGUGGCUGCUCUCAAGGCUGCCAUGGAUGGAGCGAAAUCUGUUUCAAUGACCGACCUCGAGUUUGCCAAGGACAGGAUCAUGAUGGGCAGCGAGCGCAAAUCAGCAGUGAUAUCCGACGAAAGCAGGAAGAUGACUGCAUACCAUGAGGGAGGGCAUGCGCUGGUCGCGAUACACACGGCCGGUGCCCACCCCGUCCACAAGGCCACCAUUGUUCCGAGGGGAAUGGCUCUGGGCAUGGUCACGCAGCUGCCAGAGAAGGACCAGACCAGCGUGUCUAGGAAGCAGAUGCUGGCAAGGCUGGACGUCUGCAUGGGAGGGCGGGUGGCCGAGGAGCUUAUAUUUGGGGAGAGUGAGGUAACGUCGGGCGCGUCGUCCGACCUAAGCCAAGCGACCCGGCUGGCCAAGGCCAUGGUGACCAAGUAUGGCAUGAGCAAGCGCGUGGGCCUUGUGGCCUACAACUAUGACGACGAUGGGAAGACCAUGAGCACGCAGACGCGGGGUCUGGUGGAGCAGGAGGUGAAGGAGCUGCUGGAGACGGCCUACAACAAUGCCAAGACGAUCCUCACGACCCACAACAAGGAGCUGCACGCGCUCGCCAACGCCCUCAUCGAGCGCGAGACCCUCACUGGCGCCCAGAUCAAGAACCUUCUGUCGCAGCCUGAAGAAGAAGAAGAUCCAUCCAUGGCAGGGGAUCCGCUGAGUCAUGUCAAGGAGAUUUUGUACUCUGCAUUAAUUAGACCUCUUAUCAUUUGA